AAGGCUUGGAGGCUGUCACAGCAGAUGCUUUCUGCUGCUGUCUGCAUAUCUAGGGAAGGGGAGGUGUAACUGGAGAGCUGUUGGAUGAGCUGAGUACAGACCAGCCCCCAGGAGAGCAGCGCUGCAUUUUUUUUUAAACAUUCUUCUGGUUUUCUUCCCCUCUGCAAGCACAAGAAGAUGCAAAGUUUCUUGUGAAGAAUGGACUGCUGAAUUGGGAAUUAUUGCAGACCCAACAGUACGGCACUGCUCGUUGCUUCAUCUAUUGCUAGUUAUUUAAAUUGGACUUUUAAUAUCCUGCCAGCUGCCGUUCACACACACAUGGUGCAUUGUUGCCAUUCUCAGAAUUGCAUCUUUGAAACCCAGACCCUCCGUAACCUUCAUCGAACAAAGAGGCGACCUCCUGCGUCUGUUCGAAGAGGGAUUUGUCGGACCGCCUGCCCUCUAGCUUUCUUGCUGGUGCUGUGUUCCUAAGACACCAUGGAGCCCAGUAUGGAGUACUGCUUAGCGCAGGUGCUGCAGAAGGAUGUCGGGAAGAGGCUUCAGGUUGGCCAGGAGCUGAUAGAUUACUUCUCAGAUAAACAGAAGUCAGCUGAUCUCGAACACGAUCAGACUAUGCUGGAUAAAAUGGUAGAUGGACUGGCCACCUCCUGGGUCAAUUCCAGCAAUUACAAGGUGGUGCUCCUGGGCAUCGACAUCCUCUCCGCCCUGGUGUCGCGCCUGCAGGACCGCUUCAAGGCCCAGAUCGGCACAGUGCUGCCAAGUUUGCUCGACCGGCUGGGAGACUCCAAAGACUCGGUGAGGGAGCAGGACCAGACCUUGCUGCUGAAAAUCAUGGAUCAAGCUGCUAACCCGCAGUACGUGUGGGAUAGGAUGCUAGGAGGAUUCAAACACAAGAAUUUCCGGACAAGAGAAGGGAUCUGCCUCUGCCUUAUCGCAACACUCAAUGCAUCUGGAGCUCAGAGCUUAACGCUGAGUAAGAUAGUGCCACACAUCUGUAACUUGCUUGGAGAUCCCAACAGCCAGGUUCGAGAUGCAGCAAUAAACAGCCUUGUGGAGAUCUACAGGCAUGUCGGUGAACGUGUAAGGGCUGAUCUCAGUAAAAAAGGAUUACCCCAGUCUCGGUUGAAUGUAAUUUUUACAAAAUUCGACGAGGUCCAAAAGUCUGGAAACAUGAUCCAGAGUUCAGGGGAUAAAAAUUUUGAUGAUGAAGACUCUGUGGAUGGGAACAGACCUUCCUCAGCUAGCUCCUCUACAUCUUCAAAGACCCCUGCAAACUCACGUAGGGUUGGGAUGGGGACUACCCGCAGACUUGGGUCUGCGCCUCUGGGAUCCAAGUCCUCAACAGCCAAAGAGGGAGCAGGUGCUGUGGAUGAAGAAGACUUCAUUAAGGCAUUUGAAGAUGUCCCAACAGUUCAGAUUUAUUCUAGCCGGGAUCUUGAGGAAUCCAUAAACAAAAUAAGAGAGAUACUAUCAGAUGACAAGCAUGACUGGGAACAAAGAGUAUCUGCUUUGAAAAAGAUCCGCUCCUUACUCCUGGCUGGAGCUGCAGAAUAUGAUAACUUCUUCCAACACUUGCGACUCUUGGAUGGAGCAUUUAAAUUAUCUGCUAAAGACCUGCGGUCUCAGGUAGUGCGAGAGGCUUGUAUCACCUUGGGACAUUUGUCAUCAGUUCUGGGAAACAAGUUUGACCAUGGGGCAGAAGCCAUUAUGCCAACAAUUUUUAAUCUAAUUCCAAAUAGUGCCAAAGUCAUGGCCACUUCUGGUGUUGUAGCAGUUAGAUUAAUCAUUCGACAUACGCACAUCCCUCGACUAAUACCCAUCAUAACCAGUAAUUGUACCUCCAAGUCUGUCGCAGUUAGAAGGCGCUGUUUUGAAUUUUUAGACCUGCUGCUGCAGGAGUGGCAAACUCACUCCCUAGAAAGACACAUAUCAGUGUUAGCUGAAACGAUAAAGAAGGGAAUUCAUGAUGCAGACUCUGAAGCCAGGAUAGAGGCAAGGAAGUGUUACUGGGGUUUCCACAGUCACUUCAGCCGAGAGGCAGAGCAUUUGUACCACACUCUGGAGUCCUCCUACCAGAAGGCCCUGCAGUCACACUUGAAGAACUCUGACAGCAUUGUGUCCUUGCCACAAUCGGAUCGCUCCUCCUCCAGCUCCCAGGAGAGUCUCAACCGUCCACUGUCUGCCAAAAGAAGUCCUACUGGAAGUACUACAUCGAGAGCAUCUACAGUAAGUACAAAAUCUGUGUCAACACCAGGAUCUCUGCAGCGGUCCCGCAGUGACGUUGAUGUGAAUGCAGCAGCUAGUGCCAAGUCGAAAGUGACAUCUUCUGGAGCAUCUACCCCCUUCAGUUCUGCUGCAGCCUUGCCCCCAGGCUCAUAUGCAUCACUAGAUGGUACUACCACUAAAACUGAGGGUCGGAUUCGUACAAGGAGACAGAGCUCUGGCAGUGCCACAAGUGUCACCUCAACGCCUGCGGAUACCCGAGGCCGCAGCCGGGCUAAAGUGGUUUCCCAGUCCCAACGAUCCAGAUCAGCUAAUCCUGCUGGUGCUGGUAGCCGGUCUAGUUCUCCGGGUAAGCUGUUAGGAAGCGCCUAUGGUGGCCUGAGUGGUGGAACAUCCAGAGUUCAGCCAGUGCCAUCAUCUUCAGAGAAGCGCAGCAAGAUCCCUCGGAGCCAGGGAUGCAGUCGAGAGACAAGUCCCAACAGAAUAGGACUAGCACGGAGCAGUCGUAUCCCCCGACCCAGCAUGAGUCAGGGGUGCAGCCGCGAUACCAGCCGUGAGAGCAGUCGAGAUACAAGCCCUGCUCGGGGCUUUCCUCCACUUGCUUCUCGACGUCAUUCCAGGUCCACUAGUGCUCUCUCCACUGCUGAUUCUGUUGGGCAGUCAGACCGGUUUGGACUCGGACAGCCAGGCAGGAUGCCUGCUUCUGUGAAUGCCAUGCGAGUCCUGAGCACAAGCACAGAUCUGGAGGCUGCUGUGGCUGAUGCACUGCUGUUAGGAGACUCCAGGAGCAAGAAAAAGCCUGUGAGAAGAAGAUAUGAACCCUAUGGGAUGUACUCAGACGAUGACGCUAACAGUGAUGCAUCAAGUGCUUGCUCCGAGCGCUCCUAUGGUUCCAGGAACGGGGGCAUUCCUCACUACCUGCGGCAGACUGAAGAUGUGGCUGAGGUCCUGAACCACUGUGCCAGCUCCAACUGGUCUGAAAGGAAGGAGGGGCUCAUAGGUCUUCAGAACUUACUGAAAAGCCAGCGGACGCUGAGCCGAGUCGAGUUAAAAAGGCUAUGUGAAAUAUUUACUCGCAUGUUUGCUGACCCUCACAGCAAGAGAGUCUUCAGCAUGUUUCUGGAAACCCUGGUUGAUUUCAUCAUCAUUCAUAAAGAUGACUUGCAGGAUUGGCUUUUUGUUCUCCUGACACAGUUGCUAAAGAAAAUGGGAGCAGAUUUGCUGGGGUCUGUGCAGGCAAAAGUGCAAAAAGCUCUGGAUGUUACCAGGGAUUCUUUUCCAUUUGAUCAACAAUUUAACAUUUUGAUGAGGUUUAUUGUGGAUCAGACCCAAACACCAAACCUCAAGGUGAAAGUUGCUAUCCUGAAGUAUAUCGAGUCCUUGGCAAGACAGAUGGAUCCAACAGACUUUGUGAACUCCAGUGAGACAAGACUUGCUGUAUCUAGAAUUAUAACUUGGACAACAGAACCAAAGAGCUCAGAUGUGAGAAAGACCAUGCAUAGUUGGGUAGGUGAGGAUUUGCCAGCUAGGACAACUGCAGCUUCCUCAGGGCCCGGUGAAGGAAACUUGGAAGAGAAAUGUAAACAGGCAGCGCAAAUCGUCCUGAUUUCCCUCUUUGAACUGAACACUCCUGAGUUUACCAUGUUACUUGGUGCCUUGCCAAAAACAUUCCAGGACGGUGCUACCAAGCUCCUGCACAACCACCUCAAGAACUCCAGUAACACCAGUGUGGGUUCUCCCAGCAAUACCCUUGGUCGGACUCCUUCCCGGCACUCCAGCAGCAGAACCAGCCCCUUAACUUCACCUACCAACUGUUCCCAUGGUGGGCUGUCUCCAAGUCGGUUCUGGGGUUGGAGUGCAGACGGGCUGUCGAAGCACCCCCCUCCCCUUUCUCAGCCUAACUCCAUCCCCACCGCUCCUUCCCACAAGACUUUCAGGCGCUCUUAUUCUCCCAGUAUGCUGGAUUAUGACACGGAGAACCUAAAUUCUGAUGAAAUCUACAGCUCUCUUCGUGGAGUCACAGAAGCAAUUGAAAAAUUUAGUUUCCGUAGUCAAGAGGAUCUGAAUGAACCAAUCAAACGUGAUGGAAAGAAAGACUGUGACAUUGUGUCUCGAGAUGGUGGCCUUGCGGUACCUUCUAGUGAUGUCCGCGGAAGCAGUGACAUUGUAGAAGGAGGAAGGAUGGCUCUAGAUAACAAAACCUCCUUACUGAACACCCAGCCUCCCCGCGCCUUUUCAGGGCCACGUGCUCGAGAGUAUAACCCCUAUCCUUAUUCCGACACAAUUAACACUUACGACAAGACUGCCCUCAAGGAAGCAGUGUUUGAUGAUGACAUGGAUCAGCUUCGGGAUGAAGUACCCAUUGACCAUUCGGAUUUGGUGGCUGACCUUCUGAAAGAGCUCUCUAACCACAAUGAACGGGUGGAGGAGCGAAAAGGAGCUCUCCUGGAACUUCUGAAGAUCACAAGGGAAGAUAAUCUCGGAGUUUGGGAGGAACAUUUCAAAACCAUUCUGCUCCUGCUGCUGGAGACACUUGGAGACAAAGAUCAUUCAAUAAGAGCCCUGGCACUGCGAGUCCUUAGAGAGAUCUUACGGAAUCAGCCAGCAAGGUUUAAAAACUAUGCGGAGUUGACCAUCAUGAAAACACUGGAAGCCCAUAAGGAUUCCCACAAGGAGGUCGUCAGAGCUGCUGAGGAAGCUGCUUCCACCCUGGCAAGCUCCAUCCACCCUGAGCAGUGCAUCAAGGUGCUUUGCCCCAUCAUUCAGACUGCAGAUUAUCCAAUCAAUUUAGCUGCCAUCAAAAUGCAGACGAAAGUUAUUGAGAGGAUUUCCAAGGAAUCGUUGCAUCAGCUCCUCCCAGAUAUCAUUCCUGGAUUGUUACAGGGUUACGAUAACACAGAGAGCAGUGUCCGUAAAGCUAGUGUAUUUUGCCUAGUGGCAAUUUACUCAGUAAUUGGAGAAGAACUGAAACCUCAUCUCGCACAACUCACAGGAAGCAAGAUGAAACUACUAAACUUGUACAUAAAGAGGGCCCAGACCACCAACAGCAACAGCAGUUCCUCUUCAGAUGUUUCAACGCACAGUUAAUGGAGAUGUGUGGACAUAUGUGUAGACUUAGAAGCAAUCAACGGUGCCUCUCAGAGACCUUUCUGCUACUCUUCACUGGCGCGCUCCAUCAGCUAAAGGAGGCCAUGCAGAUAUUUAUUGCAAUCAGUAUUUUAGUCCCUUAAAGCUUUUAUGUAGAAUCUUACUGGUAUUGAAUGUAAAGGAAGCAAGGUCUGUGUUGCAGUCUUCAUUAAAAGUGAACAACAGAAAGCCAUACUUAAACAUAUUUGUAUAGCCUGCUGAAAUCUCGGAAAUAUGUUUAGGUUAGCGUUCCAAAACACAGUCCAAAAACCUAGACAUGAGUAAAGGUCAAACAAAUCUUGUUUUAGAUCAUACCCAGUUUUGCUUUCUGUGCUCUAGUUACCCGCUCUCUCCCUGUGGCCGCAGCCCUUCUGGCUAGGUUCUCCUCCACAAGUCUCGUGGUCCUGUUUUGUACUUCCUAUCGCAGCUUGCCUAACGUGCAGGGCUCUCCACGAGGAGAUCUUUGCCAGUGUGGCUGUGGUUCUAGCCUUUGAUGCUUUAAUAAGGAGAUAUCAAGUGAGUAAUGAAAAAGUAGGUUCUUUUUAAAUAUCUGAGUUUUUGUAUAUAGUUCUUCUGACAGACCUCCGACGGGCUGAUUUCUCUGUAACUGCUCUCCAGCCAGCUGCGCUGUGUAGAGCAGCUGGGCUGUCGCUCCUCUCAUUGACCGUGUAAAUAUUUCCCCUCUCCCAACCCAUUUGGCUCUUUCAUGCGCUAAAAAAGACUCUUCAGGUUACUUGUUACUCCCCAAAGGCAACCUGAGUCACAGUUCUGGGACUGAUGCCCGUGUUCAGGCACUGGAGCUCGGUGGGUGUUGGAUCAGAGCGUGUCCCCGGGUGGGCACUCGGAGCUGGCAGGGUGGUGUCGCAGCGCUGCCCUGCGAAGCUGGACGUAUUUUUACCCAAGCCCAUAGCACCAAAGGGCUGACCUGCUGCUCUGACCGGGCCUGCCGAUGUUGUUAAAAAAAAAUAAUUUAAAAAAAUGGCUUGCUUUCUCCCUACAAAUCCUGUGUGCUUUGGGCAAACUGUUCAUCCCAGAGGACAGAAAGGGAAUCUGAAACUGGACAAAAUGACCCUGCGGAAGCUGAGGGUUGGCUGGGGUGGUGCUGGGCACCUGCUGCAGUUCCCCUUCUGUGCCUGCAGAGCCUGCAGUGCUGUUUGCUGCCUUCGGAAACCUCCUUCCCAGCCAGCCCAGGCACAGCCCUGCUGGGUGCUUUGCAUUUUGGAGGGUGCUCAGGGUGCUGUGCUGGCUGAGGGUGCCGCGGGGCAAAUCCUUUUGCAACCUGAUGACACAGGGAGAGUCAGAGCCACGCCAGCGGCAGUCAGAUACCUGAUGGCACCGUCCUGCACCGAAGGGAGACCCCUCUGGGCGCAGAGGGUGAGCUCCCCGUCCUGUUGCCUCUGCCCGUAACUGGGGGAAGCAGCAGGAUGCCAGCGCUGUGUUCAGCCUGAAGCUGGAUCCUGGCUGGUGGGCAGGCCUGCCCCUCACCUGCCACGGCUCAGAACUGGGAUUUUGCCCUCAGUGAUGCAGGAGGACGGCCUGCCGCUGUGUCGAUAGAUGUGUGCUCCCUGGCUUCUCUCAGUGCCUCAGUCUCUCUCCAGCCUCCUUCCUUUCCUUGGAGGAGCUGAAGGGACACCUCGGCAGCACGCUGGGAACAGAGGAGCUGCCAGAACUGCAGCGGGGAGGACGAGGCCUUGUUGUCCUCCCUUUCUGUCAGUCCUUGCUUGUGUGGCCCAGCCCCAGGGAGCUGUGCUGGGAGCCAGCUCUGCUCCAAGUCCCCCACUCAGGAGGGGCUGAGGUGUGUGAGGGCUCUGUCCUGGCCCCUUUCCCGGCUGAUGUGACCUGCUCCUGAGGAUGUGUCCAGGCUUUUGCUGGCUGCAGGGCUGGUUUCCCUCAUGCUCCCCAGUGGAUAAUGCCGUGGCAGGAGGGGCUGUGAUCCUGGCGCUGGGAUUCCUCUGGGCUCUCUCCUUGCUAGAGGGAGGAUUGGCUGCUCCAUGGUUGGUGUCUCCCUUUCCGUGGACCAUUCCUUUUCAACAUCUUGCAGUACACUUGUUACAAUAUUCUUUUUUUUUUUUUUAAUUUUUUUUGAAUUAUUAAAAUUAUUUUAGUUUAACAUGAUUUUAUUUUCCCUUUUGAGGAAAUACUCAGCCGACUUGUUGGCAGCAGUUAGCUGUCUUGUUUGAAUUUUUAGUAGUUUUUUUUUUUUAAUUUUAUUUUUAUUCUGCUUAGUAUUUAUGCCUCUUUUUCUCCCCAUCUCAGUUCAGCAUCUUCUGUUCCAGUUCUGGGAUUCGGAGGUCAGCAUAGCUGACCGGGUGGCAUUUAGUCCCUCCCCGCUGUGAUGGAGCGUGGUCCAUCACUCUUUGCUUUUUCUUUUUUUUUUUUUUUUUAAUUUUGCUGUUUUUUUUUUUUUUUUUUUCUUUUUGAAUGGCACACUGUAGCAGAUCUCCAGGAAUUGAAUUCCUUCUCAAAUGAUUUUAUAUGUUUUAUAAAAUCCUGUUAGUAUGCACUGAGAGUGAACGCACUGUAACGUCCCCGAACUGCCCCCAGCGCGUGCGCUGACACUACAGUAGGAGUCAACUGCUCGUCCUCGGGCAAUAGGUGAGAAAUCCGCUGCUGAUCUGAGGCUACAGAGAUGAGCACGUGUUAUUCAGAGACUAUUGGCACACUUGGGGCUGCAAAAUGGUAGAACCAGGCCUUACUUUCUUAAUCAGACCCUGUUCCUGUUCUUCACCAGAUGCUCAUUAAGGUGUUCCUUCCUUUCGUUACGUGGGUCGGUCGCGGACCCUUCAUCCUUUGAGUACUCUAGACGUAUGUUAUACCUGUAUACAGUAGGGAGCAUUCUGCGUAGGUAUUUAUAAAGCAUUGCGUAUAAUGUACAUAGUAAGGUUGUUUAGUAUGUUGAACAUGACCUGAUCCCCUUUUUUUCUUUUUUCCUUUGAAGUACUCAAAGGGCUAGCUCUGAAUGUCACCUCUCUGAUCUCCAGCGUUCUGACUUCAAAAAGCUGUACAAUCGUUUUGUUUUCUCUUCAGCAAGCAUAAAGGUCUCUCUGGCUACAAAUCACAGUGUCCACGCACGUUUGCAGAGAACGAUCUGCAUGCUGGCAGUGCCUCACCGCACCGGUGAAGCUUGUGUUCACGUUCUCCCAGCAGUAGCCAUCUACUGCAGCUGCCUUUUUUUUUUUUUUCUUCCUCCUUGCAGCCCGUUAUGCAGGGCUUCAAUUUUUCAUACCUUUGAAAAAAAAAGAAAAAAAAAAAAAAGAAAAAAAAAAAAGAAAAAAAGAAAAAAAAUGUUUUUUGUUUUUUCCCACCAUGCUUUAAAAGUCUGAAUGGGAGAAAUCUCUCAGCAGACAGCGGCUCCUGGCUGUAAGGUUGCCGAAAACCUCAGAUGUGGAUGUGUUUUUCUGCCAUUGGCUGCACCAGUGCUCCAUGGGCAUGGGCGAAUACCGGAUCCAUCUGCCCCCCGGUCUACGUACUGUAGUUCUCAUGUAGUGCAGAAUUAUCGAGGCAUGUGGCUUUCUUAAGGUACACUAUGUGUGCUUGCCUGGAUUACAAUACAAUACGAGACUGUCUUUUUUUAUUGCUUACUACUAGCUUACCGAUAACCUGUAUCAGUAACCUAACUCACAUCUUUGUCAUCGAAACCUUUUUCUCCCCACCCCUUUAUUUAUCAAGCAUAAUAUUGCAUAUUAAGGGACAGAGAAAUAGACCUUUGUAGAAUACAGCAGGACGUUGCUAACAAUGUUUUAAAUGGGAAGUGAAAAAAAUGCUCUGAAAAAUGCCAGCCAUGAGAAAUGACUUUGUUGGCACCGUGUUCAUGCGCAUGGAUUUUUUUUUCUAUUUUUUCCGCUUUUGUCAUGUUACAUCCAUAUCUGUAUUUAUAUCUUUUGUUUCACUUUUGAGUGUAUCAUGGCAAUUGUACAGAUGUUUUUUGUUAACAUUUACGUGAUAGAAUUUGCUAAAAAAAAUUAAAAUAAAACCUUUUGAGUUUGCCCUAGAAAAAGCAGAA
This is a messenger RNA of Anas platyrhynchos (mallard), 9352 nucleotides long. The record is from RefSeq and is a predicted model, not a curated record. Lineage: Eukaryota; Metazoa; Chordata; Aves; Anseriformes; Anatidae.